GCAAAGCGGAAGUGGCCGUGUUUGUAUGCCGGUGGAGGCCGGAAGAGGAGGAUGGUGGCUGAGGGAUGCUGAGAAAGGAGAAGGGAGAAGUUCUGCUGAUUCACUGUUCCUGGUUGCCAACAAAAAAAAGAAGAAGAUUCAGCUUGACAAGGAGAUUCUCAUUUCAUCUUUUGCUGAGCAUCUCUCCUCGUAAUUCCUUGCUCUUUGCUAAGCCAAAAAAAUGCACUGAAUUCCCACAAGAAUAAGUAGCUUCUGAUCUUCAACAAUGGAUGAGGAGAGUUUGGAAACAGCCAUCCAGACCUAUAAUGCUCAGCUGCAGCAAGUGGAGCUGGCCCUGGGAGCCGGGCUAGAUCCGACGCAACAGGCAGAUCUCAUACAGCUGCAGACAGAUUUGAAGCAGCUGAUAGAACUGACAGAAUCCAGCCUUGUGUCCAUGAAAAAGAGCAAACUCUUUUCAGGCCUGGACUCGGAGACGUCGUCAGUCUCUCCAUCCACUCACCAGCCGCAAAAUAGCCGUGAGCCAGGUAAAGACAGCAAUGAUGAUGAAUAUGCAGCAUUCAAGGAAGCCAUUGCAGAAAUUGGUGGUGAGGAUGGACCCUCAAGCACUUGUAAUGAAGAGGGUGAUGAAGAAGAGGAGGAGGAGGAGGAAGAAGAAGCCAGUGGAAUGAAAGUGAAAGCUCCAUACUACAGUUCUUGGGGCACCCUUGAAUACCACAAUGCCAUGAUUGUGGGGAGUGAAUGUUUGGAAGACGGGACCCCAGGAGUCAGAGUUCUCUACCUCUAUCCCACCCAUAAGUCCUUGAAGCCUUGCCCCUUCUUCUUGGAUGAUAAAUGUCGGUUUAAAGAGAAUUGCCGGUUUUCUCAUGGGCAGGUGGUUCCUGUGGAGGAGCUGCGCCCUUUUGAGGAGCCUGACCUCAGCUCCUUGGCCGUGGGCUCAUCCUGCCUGGCCAGGCAUCAGGAUGGGAUCUGGUAUGCUGCUAAAAUCACAGACAUUGACAGCGGUUACUACACAGUUAAGUUUGACUCCCUGCUCCUGAAGGAGGCUGUGGUGGAGGGCGACGGGGUGCUGCCUCCACUGCGCGAAGAGGAAAGCUCUUCCUCAUCUGAGUCGGACAGCGAUAACGUUGAUGAUGCUGCUUACGCUAGAGUCAUUGAUUCCGGGGCCCCGGAGACCACAGAAGGACCCUCCACUUGCAGUUCCGCCUUUGGCAGCUGGGAAGCACACACUCGUGGCAUUGGCUCCAAACUGCUUGCUCAGAUGGGAUACGAAUUGGGAAAAGGUUUGGGGAAAAAUUCGGAGGGUCGAGUGGAGCCCGUCUUGGCCGUCGUGUUGCCGAAAGGCAAAUCCUUGGACCAAUGUGCCGAGAUCCUCCAGAAGAAGAGAGAGGGGAAGCUUGACCCGGUCAAGUCCAAAAAGCGGCGGGCAAAAGGCAACCGGGCGCCCCGUCCCUGCGGGCAGAGUCCCAAGCCCCGGAACGUGUUCGACUUUCUGAACGAGAAGCUUCAGGGCAAAGACUCCGGUCAGGAAGAGGGAGGGUUGGCGCCGUUGGAGAGGAACAGCAAGGAGAUCUACCACGCCAGCAAGAGCACCAAGAAGGCCCUCAGCGUCCGCCUCUUGCAGACGGUGGAAAAAAUAGACCAGACCCAGAAGGAGAUCCGAGGGAUCCAGGAGGCUCUGGCACGCAACGUUGGGAGGCACAGCAUUGCUACGGCUCAGCUGGAAGAGAAGAUGGCCGGGGCCCACCGGAAAUUGGGCGAACUCCGGGCCCAAGAAGCCACUCUCCAACGGGAGCAGAAGAAGGCCGACACACACAAGAAAAUGACCGAAUUUUAGCCUUCCUUACAUGAGACCCGUUUAAUGGCUGCGUGCUGUUUCUGGGUGGACCAAACCCUUUUCUUUUAACCAGCCCCUCUUUUUGGGGUCAACCUCAGAAGUUGGUUGGGUGUGUAAAGGUGGACCUAUGGAUUGUGGACUUUACGUGGAGUGACCAGGAGAUGCCACCGAGAGGCAGAGAAGCUUCCUUGGACCUGGGAAUUCUAGCACAGCCUUUUGUCUCUGGCACAGUUCUUCCAUAGUUGUGUGGCGGUAGAUAUUCCAGGCAUGGGCAAACUUGGGCCCUCCAAGUGUUUUGGACUUCAACUCCCAC
Molecule: messenger RNA, 2147 nt
Organism: Anolis sagrei ordinatus
Lineage: Eukaryota; Metazoa; Chordata; Lepidosauria; Squamata; Anolidae
Gene: ZGPAT
Product: zinc finger CCCH-type and G-patch domain containing
Biological process (GO): negative regulation of transcription by RNA polymerase II
Cellular component (GO): nucleus
Molecular function (GO): metal ion binding; RNA polymerase II cis-regulatory region sequence-specific DNA binding; DNA-binding transcription repressor activity, RNA polymerase II-specific
Source: RefSeq, a predicted model, not a curated record